AGCUCCCCGUCUUCUCCGGGGGUUCUCCACUCCCGCAUUCCCCGUGUUCCCCAAUCCGGCUGGGCCACCAGAACCACAGCCAUUCGAUUGAACAGUUCAAGCACUGGUGCAGGCAAAGAACAGCAGAAGCAAGAAUCUACAAACUCUAGGCCUCAGUCAUCGCCCAAUUCGUCCUCCUGGACACCACUUCGGGCCCUUGCAAUUGCCACAUUUGCUGCUGGGCUGGGAUACGGCUAUGCUUCCUACGGCCAGACUCCUCAAAUUACUGCAAAGCCUCAGUAUGGCUCGGUCAAAGAUUUCGAAAAGGCUAUAACCGAGCUACGAGCCAAGCUGGGCGAAGACACCAUCUCCACCGACGACGAUGACCUCCAUCGACACGGUUAUUCCGAGUGGUCUAGCCUGAACGCAGACCGCCUCCCAUCCGCCAUCGCCUACCCCGAAACAACCGAAGACGUCGUGGAAAUCGUCAAGGUCUGCCACAAAUACCGCAUGCCCAUGAUCCCCUUCUCUGGCGGGUCCAGCCUUGAAGCCAAUUUCUCCGCCCCGUACGGCGGCAUGACGAUUGAUUUCGCAAUGAUGAACAAGAUUCUCGAUAUUCACGAAGAUGAUAUGGACAUUGUGGUUCAGCCGUCGAUCGGCUGGAUGGAUCUGAACGAACAAAUUAAGGGAACUGGUCUAUUUUUUCCCGUUGACCCCGGUCCUUCGGCUAUGAUUGGCGGCAUGAUCGGUACAAACUGCAGUGGAACGAAUGCCGUGCGAUACGGUACGAUGAAAGACUGGGUCAUCAAUCUCACCGUUGUCUUGGCUGAUGGUCGAGUAAUCAAAACUCGGCGGCGCCCUCGCAAGACUUCGGCCGGAUACAAUCUUACCGGCUUACUUGGUACAUUGGGAAUAGUCACGGAGGCGACUCUCAAAUUGGCGCCUAUCCCUGAACAAACUCGUGUUGGAGUAGUGGCAUUCUCGACAAUUCGUGACUGCGCGUCGACGGCGCAACAAUUGAUUUGGAGAGGUAUUCAGGUGCAGUGUAUGGAAAUCUUGGAUGAUGUUCAGAUGGAUGUUAUUAACCGUGCUGGUGGAACGGGUCGUACAUGGAGUGUCUCCCCAACUUUGUUCUUCAAAUUUUCAGGGACCGCGGCUGGGGUCGAGGAUAGUAUCAACUUGACAAGGGAACUGGCUCAGAAUAACCACGCGCAAGGGUUCCAGUUUGCCAAGGACGAGAGAGAAGCUCAUGACCUUUGGUCUGCGCGUAAGCAGUCGCUUUGGAGUAUGAUGGCUCUUCGGAAAGAGGGUUCUGAGGUGUGGUCGACUGAUGUGGCAGUGCCAAUCUCUCGUCUUCCUGAUAUUAUCGAAAUUUCCAAGAAAGAACUUGACGACCUUGGUAUUUUUGCUAGCAUUUUGGGUCAUAUUGGCGAUGGGAAUUUCCAUUCAAGCAUCAUGUAUAAUCGCAAUGAUCCAGCAGAGAAAGAAAGGGUUGAGAAGGUGGUAUAUGACAUGGUUGAUCGCGCCCUUGAGAUGGAGGGCUCUUGCACGGGCGAGCAUGGAAUCGGUCUGGGUAAGAAGGACUCCCUACGGAAAGAGGUCGGAGAGGAAACUAUCGAAAUUAUGCGGAGUGUCAAGCGCUCCCUGGAUCCACGCUGGUUGUUGAAUCCCGGGAAGAUAUUCGAUGUGGAUGAAUGA
Molecule: messenger RNA, 1677 nt
Organism: Penicillium cosmopolitanum
Lineage: Eukaryota; Fungi; Ascomycota; Eurotiomycetes; Eurotiales; Aspergillaceae
Product: FAD-binding oxidoreductase
Exons: 5
Biological process (GO): lactate catabolic process
Cellular component (GO): mitochondrion
Molecular function (GO): FAD binding; D-lactate dehydrogenase (NAD+) activity; D-lactate dehydrogenase (cytochrome) activity
Source: RefSeq, a predicted model, not a curated record